GGUUCGGCCCGGCCCGCAGGUUGAAGCAAAAUGAAGAUUUUUUCAGAGUCUCAUAAAACCGUGUUUGUGGUGGAUCACUGCCCGUACAUGGCAGAAUCAUGCAGACAGCACGUGGAGUUCGAUAUGCUGGUGAAGAAUAGGACCCAGGGAAUCAUCCCUCUGGCGCCCAUCUCUAAGUCAUUGUGGACUUGCUCAGUAGAAUCGUCCAUGGAAUAUUGUAGAAUAAUGUAUGAUAUAUUUCCUUUCAAAAAGCUGGUGAAUUUUAUUGUGAGUGACUCAGGAGCACAUGUUUUAAAUUCUUGGACUCAAGAAGACCAAAAUUUGCAAGAGCUCAUGGCCGCCUUAGCCGGUGUCGGGCCCCCCAACCCACGGGCAGACCCUGAAUGCUGCAGUAUUCUGCAUGGACUUGUGGCCGCCGUGGAGACGCUUUGUAAAAUCACAGAGUACCAGCACGAGGCUCGCACCCAGCUCAUGGAGAAUGCAGAACGGGUAGGCAACCGAGGACGGAUCAUCUGCAUCACGAAUGCAAAGAGUGAUAGCCAUGUGCGAAUGCUUGAGGACUGUGUCCAGGAGACAAUCCAUGAGCACAACAAGCUGGCGGCAAAUUCAGAUCAUCUCAUGCAGAUUCAGAAGUGUGAGCUGGUCCUGAUCCACACCUACCCCGUCGGAGAAGAUAGCCUCGUGUCUGACCGGCCCAAGAAGGAGUUGUCUCCGGUUUUAACCAGCGAGGUGCACAGUGUUCGUGCCGGACGGCAUCUUGCUACCAAGUUAAAUAUUUUAGUACAGCAGCAUUUCGACUUGGCAUCGACAACGAUUACAAAUAUCCCAAUGAAGGAAGAACAGCACGCCAACACUUCUGCCAAUUACGACGUGGAGCUCCUCCACCACAAGGACGCACAUGUGGACUUCCUGAAAAGUGGAGAUACCCACGUCGGCGGCAGCAGCAGAGAAGGCUCCUUCAAGGAGACCAUCACGUUGAAGUGGUGCACCCCGAGGACGAACAACAUCGAGCUGCACUACUGCACGGGCGCCUACCGCAUCUCCCCCGUUGACGUCAACAGCAGGCCGUCCUCCUGCCUCACCAACUUCCUGCUGAACGGCCGCUCGGUCCUGCUGGAGCAGCCGCGGAAGUCGGGUUCCAAAGUCAUCAGCCACAUGCUCAGUAGCCACGGAGGAGAGAUUUUCCUGCACGUCCUCAGCAGCUCUCGGUCCAUUCUAGAAGACCCCCCUUCGAUCAGCGAGGGGUGUGGCGGGAGAGUGACGGACUACCGGAUCACAGAUUUUGGUGAAUUUAUGAGGGAAAACAGAUUAACUCCUUUUCUAGACCCCAGAUAUAAAAUGGACGGAAGUCUUGAGAUCCCUUUGGAACGCGCGAAAGAUCAAUUAGAAAAACACACGCGCUACUGGCCCAUGAUCAUCUCCCAAACCACCAUUUUUAACAUGCAAGCGGUGAUUCCGUUAGCCAGCGUUAUUGUGAAAGAGUCUUUGACAGAGGAAGACGUCCUAAACUGUCAGAAAACAAUAUACAACCUCGUGGAUAUGGAGAGGAAGAACGACCCUCUGCCUAUCUCCACAGUCGGUACCCGAGGAAAAGGCCCCAAGAGAGACGAGCAGUACCGGAUCAUGUGGAAUGAGCUGGAAACCCUGGUCAGGGCCCACAUCAGCAACUCGGAGAAGCACCAGAGGGUCCUGGAGUGCCUGAUGGCGUGUCGCAGCAAACCUCCCGAGGAGGAAGAGCGGAAGAAGCGCGGGAGGAAGAGGGAGGACAAGGAGGACAAGUCCGAGAAGGCCAUGAAGGAUUACGAGCAGGAGAAGCCCUGGCAGGACUCCGAGAGGCUAAAGGGAAUCCUGGAACGCGGCAAGGAGGAGUUGGCCGAAGCUGAGAUCAUAAAGGAUUCUCCCGACUCCCCAGAACCUCCAAACAAAAAGCCCCUCCUGGAGGUGGACGAGACUCCGCCCGCAGAGAAAUCCAAAGGGCCCGUGUCCCUGCUGGCCUUGUGGAGCAGCCGGAUCAAUACCGCCAAUUCCAGGAAGCACCAGGAGUUCGCUGGCCGCUUGAACUCGGUCAAUAACAGAGCCGAAUUGUAUCAGCAUCUGAAAGAGGAAAAUGGAACGGAGCCGGCCGAGAGCGGGAAGGGCGGCCGGCAGUGAGGGCGCGCGGGCACUCGCCGAGGGGCUCGGGCAGCUUGGUGAGGAUUCGACAGUGACGUGGCCUGGACUGGUUUUUACAUUUUUAAAAUAUUUCCACAAACUUUAUCUUUUUGUAUUGUAAGAUUGGCGCAUAUGUCAAAGAUAUACAUCGAGAUUUGUCUUCUUCCAAAUCACACGAAUUUAUUUUACGGUAAAGGAUGUUCCCUCUGGAAAUGUUUGUUUGGUUUUUUUUUUUUUUUUUUUUUAAAGUUCUUAUACUUCUCUUUGCCAAAUAAAACUCCGAGAAAUAUCUUAAAGGGGGAAAAUACCAGAGUAUUCCUUUAGAAAAUAUAUUGUUCAUUUAAGGACCAACAACUUGAGGAAAGUAAAAAUAU
Sorex fumeus (smoky shrew) is the source of this 2525-nucleotide messenger RNA. It is a transcript of the gene INTS13, whose product is annotated as integrator complex subunit 13. Gene Ontology annotation, biological process: centrosome localization; regulation of mitotic cell cycle. Gene Ontology annotation, cellular component: integrator complex. The coding region runs from base 31 to 2151 and encodes 706 amino acids. The transcript has 17 exons. Lineage: Eukaryota; Metazoa; Chordata; Mammalia; Eulipotyphla; Soricidae. The record is from RefSeq and is a predicted model, not a curated record.